AUGGCCUUCAUAGAAAACCUGACAGCAUUCUAUAACAGAUGGGAAAACAAAAGUACUGGGCCAGAUGGUGCUAUCACACCUGGUGCAGAUGAUGUCCUGGUAGACAGUAACUGUAAGAAUACAGAAAUGAAAGCAGCCCUUGGUAUGUUCUCACAGCGUCUGUGGCAGGCAACCCACCAGCGCGUGUACCUGGGAGAGCAGGUGGGCGUGGUGGUGCCAAUGGGCAUGGCACGGGCAUGUGCAGUGAAGACUUCACGUCAGGCUACCUGGCAACGCUGGUCCACCGCUAACAUUAGAGUGCUGCAAGGAGGCGGGGAGGCGGCAGUGUUUGGCGCAAGGUUUGAGUGGGGGCCUGAGGGAAGUGUGGGUGUGGGUGUGUCCCAGCCUGAGGGAUGUGGGCGUGGGGGCCAGCAUAUUACUCUCGAUGCUCACCUACUUCAAGAGAUGGACCACCAUCAUCUAUAUUCACUAGCUGGGUCACUGGUGGGUGGAUGGGCACGGUACCGCUGGGGGGUGUUCGAGGAGCGAGGAUAUGAGGCCCACCCACGCUACCCUGUCACCUACAUCACUGAUGGCUCCCUCAAACAUACGGCUUGUACUCCCACUCUCACACCUGGACUCUGGACCCAUAAGAAAGAAUCUGGUGAGUGUGAAGAUCCUGAUCAGGGAAAGCUGGGUGAGUGUGUGUGGAUGCCUGACACCUCGCUGCAACUCAACACCUCCCUCCUCUACCGCACUGACCUACCCCAGAUAUGGGAGUUUUGUGACUCUGCUAGCCACAAUGAGGAUGCCCCAACACCCCACAACCUACUGUGUGAAGCCAAAAGCGUCUGGCAUGUCAUCAGCAAACACUCGGACUUCUCCAGGCAGCUACCUGAACAUGCAACACAAGAAACCACAGCAGACACCACCCACUACACCCCACAGACCAUAAGCCAGCACAGUAGCCAUCACCCCCAACACACUGAUCAGCUCCAAGUGAUAGAAACUAAGGAGUUUCAAAAAUUUUCUUCUGAAAUGGAUAACUUGACCAUUUCCCAGAAGCUCCAAUUGUAG
Molecule: messenger RNA, 1056 nt
Organism: Cherax quadricarinatus
Lineage: Eukaryota; Metazoa; Arthropoda; Malacostraca; Decapoda; Parastacidae
Source: RefSeq, a predicted model, not a curated record